Messenger RNA from Leptopilina heterotoma, 2638 nucleotides. RefSeq names its product protein ST7 homolog. Lineage: Eukaryota; Metazoa; Arthropoda; Insecta; Hymenoptera; Figitidae. Gene Ontology annotation, molecular function: protein binding. The coding region runs from base 353 to 1855 and encodes 500 amino acids. The transcript has 3 exons. The record is from RefSeq and is a predicted model, not a curated record.
CUAGUGACGACUCUUAGAAACAACUCGGUUUAUACACAGAAAUUAUUAUCGAUGAUUCCAGUUUUUCCAUUAUAUUUUCCAAAUGUUUUUGUAAAAAUCAAGUUUAAAUAAAAAUCUCAGCAAAAUGAGAGAAUCAGGCAAAAUUCUCUUCACUACAGUCGAGUGUCUAGUGAAGUUUUAGUGAUACAAAAAAGAAAGACGCUAGUGAUUGUUUUUUGGGGAAAAUCAUAACAACAAAGGGAAUAAUUUUCCUUCUGUCGAGGGAAAAUUGUAUUUUUUUUUCUUUUGAUUAUUAACAAAUUAAGAGAAAAGAAGAAGAUUGAUAAAACCUAUCAGUAUUAAAAUUCAAUAAAUGGCCCUUUUAUUUACUAGUAUGUGGGACUCUACUAUGUUCCUGAGCACUCUAACCCCCAAAUUUUAUGUUGCUCUUACCGGAACAUCAUCUUUAAUAUCUGGACUUAUAUUAAUUUUCGAGUGGUGGUAUUUUAGAAAAUAUGGUACAUCAUUCAUCGAGCAAGUUUCUUUAAAUCACAUAUCACCGUGGAUUAGCGGUGGCGAUACAUCAACUGAUGGAAACAAUUCCAGCAUAAGCAGUACAAAUUCCUCGAAUCAACAAAAUGUACCUGAAUGCAAAGUGUGGCGAAAUCCAAUAAAUCUAUUUCGAGGCGCCGAAUACCAAAGGUUUUAUUGGGCAACAAAUAAAGAACCCCUAACUUAUUACGAUAUGAAUUUAUCGGCACAGGAUCAUCAGACAUUUUUCACAUGCGAAGGCGACAAUGGAAAGGCCGAAUAUGAAAUAAUGCAAACAGCAUGGAGAGAACGAAAUCCAAUGGUACGAAUAAAAGCCGCUCACACGGCACUUGAACACAAUCCAGAUUGUGCACCAGCUUAUAUUCUAUUGGCCGAGGAGGAGGCGACGACAAUUCUUGAAGCUGAAAAAAUUCUCAAGCAAGCAUUAAAAGUUGCCGAGAAUAAUUAUCGUAAAUCACAAAAUACACAGCAUCAGGGCUCGAUAGCGGAGGCGAUUCACAGGCGAGACACAAAUGUCUUGAUUUACAUUAAACGACGACUCGCGAUGUGCGCGAGAAAAUUGGGAAAAUUAAAGGAGGCCGUGAAAAUGUUUCGCGAUCUCACCAAGGAGGUGCCACCAAUUAUGAAUGUUUUAAAUAUUCAUGAAAAUCUCAUUGAAGCAUUGCUUGAAAUGCAGGCGUACGCUGAUGUUCAGGCAGUUUUAGCAAAAUAUGACGAUAUCAGUUUACCGAAAUCGGCGACAAUUUGUUACACGGCUGCUUUAUUGAAAGCGAGGCUGGUUGCUGAUAAAUUUUCCCCUGAUAUCGCCAGUAAAAGAGGAUUGACCACCUCGGAAAUGUCAGCUGUUGAAGCUAUUCACAGAGCCGUGGAGUUUAAUCCUCACGUUCCAAAGUACCUUUUGGAAAUGAAACCACUAAUAUUACCGCCAGAGCAUGUUUUGAAGCGUGGCGAUUCAGAGGCGAUUGCUUACGCCUUCUUUCACUUGGCGCACUGGAAACAAAUGGAGGGUGCACUUAAUUUACUGCAUUGCACGUGGGAAGGCACAUUCAGAAUGUUACCCUAUCCAUUGGAACGUGGACAUUUAUUUUAUCCCUAUCCAACAUGCACAGAAUGUGCAGAUCGUGAACUAUUGCCGGCAUUUCACGACGUGAGUGUCUAUCCAAAAAAAGAGUUACCAUUUUUUAUUUUAUUUACCGCCGGUUUGUGCUCGUUCACUGCAUUGGUGGCACUAUUAACGCAUCAAUAUCCCGACACAAUGGGUGUUGUUGCACGUGCAAUGCUCGCCUGGUUCUCUCUUCCAUUCUACUAUGUCAAAUUUAUUUAAAUUUUUCAAAAAUAACUCUUAUUGUGAUAUAUUCCUAUAGUGCGCGCAAUUUCAUCAUUAUUUUCGAGGGAAAAAAAAUUAUUAAUUAACGUUCAAUUCAUUUUUAACGAUUCGUUAUUUUAUCAAAUUUAUUAUUAAAUUACUUAUGAAAGUAAUAAAUUACACAAAGUAAUUACACAAGGUGGGCAUUUCCACGAGAAUAAUUGAAUUUUUCGCUCAAAUCACGUUAUUAUAUUAAUUAAUUAUAAUUAAUUACUUUAAGAAUCCGGUAAAUAAAUUCUGUGUUUGAAUUUAAAAACUCGAUUAUCUUCUUUUCUUUAUUUUAUUUUACACAAAUUUAUUUACUUUUUCGUCGAAAUGCCCGAGUAAUAAAUUAUUGAUGAAACGAUUAUUAAUAAUUACUGAAUUGUUAAUUAAUAAUUAAAAUAUAUAAUCUAUGUGAGAAUAGGUUCAAAGGAGGAUGACAUUCUUUAUUAGAGUUUACAAAAAAAAAAUGUUAUAUUGAACAAAUUGUGUUAAGAUUAUUUUGAAUUUUGUUUUGUAUUCUACAUUUCUAAAAUGUAGAUAGGCACAAGAUUUGCUUUGAAAGCUGAAUGAACAAUGAAAAAUGAAUUCCAUAUUUUAUUUUAUUUUUUUUCAGGACUGACAAUACUCUUGUAUUUAUUAUUAUUAUAUUAUUAUUAUUAUUAAUAUUAUUAUUAUUAUUUAUGAGCGAGUUAAGUCAAUCACAAUUCCAUCAAAGAUAAAUUGUACAAAUUAAUAAAAAAUCCAUGUAAAGAAUAA